Molecule: messenger RNA, 2135 nt
Organism: Betta splendens (Siamese fighting fish)
Lineage: Eukaryota; Metazoa; Chordata; Actinopteri; Anabantiformes; Osphronemidae
Gene: dennd6b
Product: DENN/MADD domain containing 6B
Exons: 20
Coding region: 168-1877 (569 amino acids)
Cellular component (GO): recycling endosome
Molecular function (GO): guanyl-nucleotide exchange factor activity
Source: RefSeq, a predicted model, not a curated record
UCACUACGGUGUAAGUUCUUCUCUCCGCUCCCUGCGGUCUCGCCAUCAGCUGCAGCGCCUUCGGCUUCCAGCAGGGGGGGCCCUCUGCCAGGGUAUUGUGUCCCGGGGAGCGUGAUGGAGGACCGGUGGCACACCGCAUCAAGUUCUGGAGGUCCGAUCCAGUUGUGAUGGACCCGUUCGAGGGCUCCGCUUCUCCCCGACAUGAAGAGGGCAGCUGUUGCCCGUGGGCCCGAUUCUCAUCCUGGCUAGAGUGUGUUUGUGUCGUGACGUUCGACCUGGAGCUCGGACAGGCCAUAGAGCUGGUGUAUCCUCAGGAUGUGAGACUUACCGAGAAAGAGAAAAGCAGCAUCUGCUACCUGUCCUUCCCUGAUUCCUACUCAGGAUGCCUUGGGGACACGCAGUUCAGCUUCAGACUGCGUCAGUCAGUUGGUCGCAGAACGUCCAGGUUCACUGAUGAUGCUUACAACAGAGAUGCUCCCAUCACCCUGCAGAGAGAAACGUCCCAUUUCUUCGGUUUCGUCUACUUCAGGCAAGUCAAAGACGUUUCUGUGAAGAGGGGAUACUUUCAGAAGUCUUUGGUGCUGGUGUCCCGGUUCCCAUACACUCACCUCUUCCAGUCUCUUCUUCACAUCAUUGCUCCGGAGUUCUUUGAGAAGCUGGAGCCGUGUCUUGAAGCAGUGUGUAAUGAGAUCGACCAGUGGCCUUUGCCCGUACCUGGCCUGACCCUGAACCUGCCGUUGAUGGGUGCCGUCUUACAAGUGAGGAUUCCAUCAAAAAGCGACAAACCUGGAGGAAGUCCUGUUCGACAAACGACCAGAGAGAACCUGCUGCCGGCUCCAACUGUGCUGCCCACUAUUCAUGAAGUGGACCUGUUCAAGUGUUUUCAGUCGGUCCUGGUCCACCUGCAGAUGCUUUGGGAGCUCAUGUUACUCGGGGAACCAGUGGUUGUCAUGGCUCCAUCUCCCACUGUCUCCUCGGAGACCGUGCUGGCACUCGUUGGUGCCAUCACUCCUCUGAAGUUCUGCUGCGACUUUCGGCCUUAUUUCACAAUUCACGACAGUGAGUUCAGAGAGUACACCACCAGGACCCAGGCGCCACCCAACGUUGUCCUUGGAGUCACCAACCCAUUCUUUAUCAAGACUUUUCAAACGUGGCCUCACAUUGUCAGACUGGGGGAGAUUAGGAUGGCAGGUGAUUUACCAAAACAGGUGAAGGUGAAGAAACUUUCCAAACUGAAAACUCUAGACACCAAGCCAGGAAUCUACACAUCGUACAGAACGUUUCUACAUAAAGACAAGAUUCUGAUUAAACGACUGCUGAAGGGCUUCCAGAGGAGGAGGCCAUCCGAGGUUCAGAGCGUCAUCCUGAGGAGACAUUUGUUAGAGCUCACUCAGAGCUUCAUUAUCCCUCUGGAGCGGUAUAUGGCGAGCCUGAUGCCUCUGCAGAGGUCUGUGACUCCUUGGAAGACGCCUCCUCACAUUCGACCCUUCAGUCAGGAUGAGUUCAUGGCCACUCUGGGUCACACCGGCCCUCAGCUCACCUCAGUGCUCAAAGGUGAUUGGGUGGGAUUGUACAGGAAGUUCUUCAGGUCUCCAAAUUUUGAUGGAUGGUAUCGCCACCGACACAAAGAGAUGACUCAGAAACUGGAGAGUCUUCACCUGGAGGUCAUCUGUGAUGCUGACCUGCUGGGAUGGACCAGAGACAAGUCUGAAGUAGAAAUCGUGGAUUUGAUUCUCAAGCUCAGAGAGAAACUGAAUAAAGCCCGUCGACAGCAGCUGCAGGUGAAGGAUGGAGUGAUGGACAAACUUGAUGGAUUCAUAAAAUCCACCAUUGGUUCGCUGCCUGAAGACCUGCAGACUGUUCUCAGCUCUCGCUGACGAACACCAAAAAUACUGUUUCAUCAUUAUUUCAAAAUGUUGCAGCUACUGAUGAUAGAAACAGACAUGAACCUGAGACUAAUACAGACAUUUAGCUUUCCUUUCAUUACUAAGGUAUAAUUGUUUUGUUUAACUUCUCUCGAUGCAACUCACUCGAUGUCUCAUCCUAAAUUAUGUAUUCCUUUCCUGACAACUGAGUUCAUAGUUUCAUGUUUUGACUAUUAGGAAAAUAAAAGUUGUUGUAUAGAAAAAGUCUCA